Messenger RNA from Dendroctonus ponderosae (mountain pine beetle), 3199 nucleotides. RefSeq names its product MAM domain-containing glycosylphosphatidylinositol anchor protein 2. The record is from RefSeq and is a predicted model, not a curated record. Gene Ontology annotation, molecular function: protein binding; axon guidance receptor activity. The transcript is spliced from 9 exons. Lineage: Eukaryota; Metazoa; Arthropoda; Insecta; Coleoptera; Curculionidae. Gene Ontology annotation, biological process: homophilic cell-cell adhesion; synapse organization. The coding region runs from base 328 to 1698 and encodes 456 amino acids. Gene Ontology annotation, cellular component: neuronal cell body; plasma membrane; axon.
AAGAUAGCAAGUGUUUCAGAACUUAGCUCUACGCCGGCCGGCCAGCAAUGCGAUAUAUCGUCGCUUCAGAUUUCGGGUAACCGUUGGCGUAUGCGGAUGCGGUGGAUGUUCUGAAUCUGGAGGGAAAAACGCGACAAGUGCAAACACGUUGCGUGCCACGCGGGAGUUUUCGCUCUUUAUUAUCGUUAUUAGCGCGUGUUUUUAUCAAAUCGUGGGAAUGCCGCCUUUUGACCGGAUUUGUCAUUAGCGGCUUUUAAUUAGCAAGUGACAAUUGCAUCUUAGAAUGGAACAAAGUUUUUAAUUAGGCUUGAUGUGUACGGUGGUAUAAUGAGAAUGGGAAAGGGACCGAGUGAACUGAUUGCGCUGAUCUAUUUGGUAUGCCUAAUUGGAUGCGAGGCUAUUUUAAACAGCGGUUCGAUCUUUACCAACGAUCCACCUCCUAUGUUCGUAUCCAGAGAAAAAACUUUCAGAGUAGUAACCGGGGACACAGUGGUUCUACCUUGCGAAAUUAAUAAUCUCGGUUCGUUCGUGGUUGUGUGGAAGCGAGGACUAACUUUGCUCAGUGCCGGCGAACAAAAGAUAUCUAGAGAUCCACGAAUAUCCCUGGUGGGUUUCAAUUUACAAAUCAAGGAUAUCAAACACGCAGAUCAAGGCAAUUACGCGUGCCAAAUCGGCGACGGCUUACAAGGAGAGCUCAUUCAUUCCAUAGAGAUACUAAUGCCUCCAAGUUUGCAAAUUACUCCUCCCAGUGGACAGGUUGUAACAAGGAAAGGAGGGCCUGUUUCGUUUGAGUGUAGGGCUAAUGGAAACCCCAAUCCAACCGUCCAGUGGUCGAAACGAGAUGGAUUGCUUCCAUCAGGUCUGCAAGUGGAAACAAAUUACAUGCUGAACAUAAAUGAAGUACGACGACAAGAUGGUGGGAUAUAUCAGUGCACAGCGUCGAACGGGAUAGGUCAACCAGUUACUGGAGAAAUAAAAUUACACGUUUUAUAUCCACCUGAAGUAAAAGUGUUGAGAUCUUGGGUUAAUUCGGGUGAAGGACUUGAGGCCAAACUGGACUGUGUAGUGCAUUCCGAUCCGCCUGCCGAGGUUACUUGGUAUCAAGACUCGUUUCAGCUGCAGCCGACAGACAGGCGCUUGAUGUUGCAUAAUGGUCAAACACACUCUCUGAUCAUCAAGAACGUUCAAAUGUCCGAUUUUGGAAAUUAUAGCUGCUUGGUCACAAAUUCAAUUGGUCGAGAUAAAAGAUAUAUCGAACUAUCUGGAAAGCCUGGACCCGCUAAAAUAAUUAGUUCACAGUAUUCAAAUCCUCAUGAAUAUGAUCUGAAAUGGACAGUUCAAUCAGUCUUUCCCAUCAUCGAAGUUCGAGUGUUGUUCAAGAAAAUCAUGAUAAACAGUUCUUACCACCAUCCGGGACAAUGGCACGAUCUUCUGAUCAAACCCAGCCAAUCUUACAAUUCCGCCACCAGCGAAAGAACUCAAUCCUACCGGCUCCACAAUCUUCAAGCCGAUUCGACCUACGAAUGUGUAAUUCAGACAAAAAACCAGCACGGUUAUGGUGAACUUUCGGAUACCUUUCAGUGGUACACUGCUCCAAAAGGUCGAAUAAUUCUGCAGAGCAAUGGAGGUGUUUUUAAUUCAUUUUCUGAAGUGAUACUUCUAAGCAUUCUAUCUAUUUUGUUAAUGAUUAGCUCAUAAAGUGAAAGACCCAUCAGCAUGUACAUAUAUUAAAGGUUUGUUGUAUGUUGAUUUGGUACUUUUACUUUUCAGUUAUGUUCACGUUUAUGUUACUGAAAUUUACAUAUUUUGUCAUAUGUUGCCUGUCAUCUACAGUGCAACAUUCAUAUAUUUAAUAAGGCGAAAUUCAGUUUUUUGAGCAAUACUUUGCAUAAAUACUUGCAGAAUAUUCAUAAUGUGAUUGUACAACAAUUUGCGUAAACAAAAAUAAGGCCACCUAGUCACACUUAUCUUUAGCAAAAUAGUAGUAUCUGUUUGCUUAUCUUGUCGCUACAGGCGGCAAUGCUGCUCGACUUUUUGUUGCUUUUAUAAAAUUUAUUACAAUUGCAUUUUUUUAUUUUGAUUGAGAAUAAUCUGAUGUCGAUUGACAAGAUUGAGAUAACUUUUGAAUAUAUUCAAAAUUUACAAACUGUGCUUGGUUGUACAUGAAAAUAUCUACCCUUGCUACCUUCUCUUGCCCAAAUACGUUAUUACCUGUAUUUAUGAAAUUCUAGAUGUGUUUGCCUAAAUACCCUUGUUACUGGUUAGGCAUUACGCAGUUAUUUCAUGUAGUGCAACACAUUUCAUAUAUUUUGAAAUAUGUACGUUGUAGUUAGUUAAUAUAAAAAAAUAACCAGUUAAUCUUGAACUCCUGGUUAAUGGCGAAAUAAUAUCCGUUGCAAUGAUUUUACCUCGCACAACCUGCUAUCUGCUACAAGCUAGUUUCAUGUUUAGUUGUUCCCUACCUUUAAAUAGAAAGGAUGUAAAAAAUAAGAAAACUACCCAUAAAUCAUUCAUAAAAAUGAAGAAAUUUUGUCAAUUAUAAAAACAUAGCCAUUCGGUGAUCCCAUAUAAAAUUGAGUAUUUUCCAGCACAAAUACGUAUCUAUAUAACUAAGAGAGGUCUUCAGAUUGUGUGGAGAAAAUAUUCAUUGUAUACUGAGAAUUCACACGGUUUGAGGUAAUCUUAGAAAGGCCAUUUAGAACGAGACUUUUUAUGGAUUGGAUUUAGUCAAUUCGGACGCUACAUUCCUUUGCACCGCUGCCGCUCUAGAAAUAUUGUGUAGAAACACAGGAUUAAUACUGUGUGAGAUAUAGCUGACGACCUCUCUUAAUUGCUCACUUGGUGCUGUCGCCUUAUUGCGCAAUAUAAAUAAGCCUAUAAAAUUUGUCAUAAAAAUUAUGAUCCAAUUCACUUAGGAUUUUAGGUGAUUUAUCAGAUCCCUAUGUUUCUGAAGCAAAUCUUUUUCAACUGGCCGACAACCUCAUAAUUUAGGUUGUUUUCACUUUUUACUCCUACUACUGUUAUAAUAAGCAUUAACCCGAUAAGGGUCGCAUUGCCCUAACAUAAACCAAGUGGUUGAGGUUAACCGAAUGUUCUUAAUAUUAACUAGAUUUCGCACCUAAUUUCUAACAUAACAGGAUUUUUCAUGAUUAUGUGAAAAUGUAUAAAAGUGUUCAAAUGAAUAUAAGUGUUGCAAAUA